AUAUCUACAUACACUGAUGUCAGCCGCUGCCAAAUACUUCGGAUCCUAGCAUUGUUCAGAGCUACAGGCAAGGUAACAACAAUGACGGACUGUCAUAGGAUUGGUCGCCACUGUCAUUUGACUUCCAAAGAUGUUGCAUUCUUACAUGGAUCUCUCGAUAAAACAUGUGACAGCUACCUCGACGAACUCAAAGAAGGAUUAGAGGAGAUCUGUGGGGUGUCUGUCUCCAUGCCCACAGUGUGGUGUGCACUCCAGAGGAGUGGAUAUUCUAUGAAAAAGGUGUAA
This is a messenger RNA of Suillus paluster, 285 nucleotides long. RefSeq lists its product as uncharacterized. The record is from RefSeq and is a predicted model, not a curated record. The transcript has 2 exons. The annotation marks the transcript as partial. NCBI's taxonomy places the organism in Eukaryota, Fungi, Basidiomycota, Agaricomycetes, Boletales, Suillaceae.